ACCUUAUGUGCAUCAGGUGGAAUUCUGGGGCUUUUUGGCGUCACACCAAAGAAUCCCAGAGUGUGUUAUUUUUAUUUCAUUUUUUUCCCCAUUUCUCUUUCCUCUAGUGAGAGAGCUUGCUUUUACAUCAGCCCUUUUCCUCCUUCUUUCCCAGAAAGUCUAUCCCGGGAAGAAAGUAUAUUACAGUGUAAUAGACUUUGGAAUUUUAUCCAGUCGAUUAUGGAAUAAUAUUCCCCUGGACUACUAAGGAUUUUGGGAAGGCAGUGAAAAGUGUUCAGCUCCUGCCUCUGAGAUGAAGGCUCUACAGAUAAGACAUUGUCUCCUGCUAUUCCUCCUCACUGCUGUAAGGACCCAAGUCAACCCAGGUGUGUGUCGGUAUCCUCUGGGUAUGACUGGAGGACAGAUUCUUGAUGAGGAUAUAUCUGCUUCUAGUCAGUGGUCAGAGUCUACAGCAGCAAGAUAUGGCAGAUUGGACUUUGACGAUGGAGAUGGUGACGGGGCAUGGUGUCCUAACAUCAUGGCAGAGACGGACGCAGGCGGCCCGAAGGAUUUCCUCCAGGUGGACCUGCGUUCGCUGCACUUCAUCACGCUCGUGGGCACCCAGGGUCGCCACGCUGACGGCAUGGGCAAUGAAUUUGCCCAGCGCUACCGCAUCAAGUACAGCCGUGACGGCAGCCGCUGGGUGGCCUGGCACGACAGGAAAGGCAGGCAGGUGAUCGAGGGGAACAUGAAUGCCUAUGACGUGGUGCUGAAGGACCUGGAGCCACCAAUCAUUGCCCGCUUCGUACGCUUCAUGCCAAUCACAGACCACUCCAUGAUCGUGUGCAUGAGGGUAGAGCUCUAUGGCUGUGAAUGGCUAGAUGGCCUGGUGUCCUACAGUGCUCCGGCCGGCCAGGAGAUGACCUACAGAGGCCUGGACGUCCACCUCAAUGACUCGGUCUACGAUGGAUCCAUGGGUCUACAGUCAGUUGGUAUGGAGGAAGGCCUGGGCCAGCUGACUGACGGGACGUGGGGUCUUGAUGACUUCCUCCACAGUCACGUGUACGGCGUGUGGCCUGGAUACGAUUAUGUGGGUUGGACCAAUGAGAGCUUCCCUAAGGGCUACGUGGAGAUGACCUUUGAAUUUGACCGCGUCCGCAACUUCACCUCGAUGAAGGUGCAUUGCAAUAACAUGUUCAGCCGCGGCGUGAGAAUGUUUCGGCAGGCCUCGUGUUACUUCCGUACGUCCGAGUUGGACUGGGAGUCCCAGCCAGUGUCCUUACGUCUCCCGGUGGACCAGGUCAGCCAGAGCGCCCGGUUCAUCACCGUGCCCCUGGGGGACCGCAUGGCCAGUGCCAUCAAGUGCCGCUUUGCCUUCAACGAGGCCUGGAUGAUGAUCAGCGAGGUGGCCUUCCAGUCAGCAGGGACAGCAGUUUAUAACACAUCUCCGACUCCCCGCAAACGUGGCCACCCAACAAAUGUUAUUCCAGGAGAUGACCCCAUCCACAAAGUGGAUGAAAGCAACACCCGGAUCCUGAUUGGCUGCCUGGUGGCCAUCAUCGUCAUCCUUUUGGCCAUCAUAGUCAUCAUUCUGUGGCGCCAGGUCUGGCAGAAGAUGCUAGAGAAGGCUUCGCGGCGUAUGCUAGACGACGAGCUGUCGGCCCGUCUGGCCAUCCAAACCCAGGCCUUCUCUUUCCACCACUCGUCCCAGUCCAGCGGGGAAGGCUCCAACUCCACCUACGAGAGGAUCUUCCCCCUCUGCUCCUCUGACUACCAGGAGCCCUCCCGCCUCAUCCGCAAGCUGCCCGAGUUCGCCCAGUCCACUGAGGAGCUGGCAGGGACUAGCUCCUCCUCCAGACCACCCCAGGCCUGUGGAUCAGACGGGGCUCCCCACUAUGCCGAGGCAGACAUUGUGAGCCUGCAGGAGGGGACUACGGGCAGCAACACCUACUCCAUCACGGCCGUCAACAUGAGUCUGCUCUCUGGGAAGGACACGGCCAUGAGGGAGUUCCCCAGGGACAAGCUCACCUUUAAGGAGAAACUGGGAGAGGGACAGUUUGGAGAGGUGCACCUGUGUGAGGCCGAGGGCAUGCAGGACAUUGUGGAGAAGGAUCUGUCUGAAGAGGUCAAUGACCGUUCAAAUGAGGUAGAGGGCAGCGAUGACACACCUAUUCUGGUGGCUGUGAAGACACUGAGGGAAGAUGCCAACAAGAAUGCAAGGAAUGACUUCCUGAAGGAGAUCAGGAUCAUGUCUCGGCUGAGGGACCCUAACAUCGUCAGCCUGCUGGCAGUGUGUGUGGAGAGCGACCCCCUCUGCAUGAUCACGGAGUACAUGGAAAAUGGAGACCUUAACCAGUUCUUGUCCAGCCAUCAAUUGGAUGAAGUGGAGGAGAUACAAUCUAGUGACAAAGCCACGGUCAGCUAUAGCAACCUGAUGAGCAUGGCUACACAGGUAGCCUCUGGAAUGAAGUACCUGUCCUCUCUCAACUUUGUCCACCGCGACCUGGCCACGCGCAACUGUCUGGUGGGCAAGAACUACACCAUCAAGAUCGCUGACUUCGGCAUGAGCCGGAACCUGUAUCGCGGUGACUACUACCGUAUCCAGGGGCGGGCCGUUCUUCCGAUUCGCUGGAUGUCAUGGGAGAGCAUCCUAUUGGGUAAGUUCACCAUGGCCAGCGACGUGUGGGCUUUUGGUGUGACUCUGUGGGAGAUUCUGACCCUGUGUGAAGAGCAGCCCUACUCGCAGUUUUCCGACGAGCAGGUCAUCGAGAACACCGGCGAGUUCUUCAGGGACCAGGGCAAGCAGGUGUACCUGCCGAGGCCUGCCUGUUGCCCUGAUGCGGUCUAUAGCAGCCUGAUGCUGGGUUGCUGGAGGAGAAAUGCCAAACAGAGGCCCACUUUUCAGGAGAUAUACAGCCAGCUUGGGGAGAGCCAGGAAUAGCAGCUCAUAUAUAGACCAUGAUGACCAUGAAAGUGCUCUGGGGAAAAAGUUCCCCUAGGUACAGAUCUAGGAUCAGCUUCCCCUGCAAAACUAACUGAAGAUCAGCGUUUAGGGGCAACUUUAUCCUACACUUCACCCUUUUUUGUAACAUGGACCAACAUCUAUGGUCCUUCUACAUUUAAGGGACGGCAAAGUAUGGUCCUUCCUCCUUUGAGGACCCCAUAAAUUAGAACUAGCACGUGAGAACUGACUGAAAACUGCAUGCAAUGAUCUAUUCAUCUCUCUCUCUCAGCCUUUUUCUCUCUCAAUUUGAAUUGACUCCCUAUAUCUCUAUUCGCCAGAGCCAUGUAUAUUUAUAUUAACAAUGUCUAUUGCACACUAUGAAAACACCACCUCUCUCUCUCCCUCUGUUUCGCUCCAUCUCUCUCUCUAUCUCUCUAUCACAAUCUAGUUUUUAGCGUGUGGGACAGUUCUGUAAAACAUUAUUCGUUAUGUCUGUGAUGAUAAAAUGUAGGAAUGCUGUGUCAGAUCGUGCACACCAGGAAAUGUAAUGUUGUUUAUAAUCUAUUAUGAAGAUAAUAAUAAUGUGUAGAAAAUCUCCUUUUGGACUCAGAUAUUCAAGAAUGUAUCUGUUUGAUAGGUUUUUCUUUAUUCAGUUGAUGUUGUGAAAUGUGUUGUAUUUUGUCAAAGAUAAAUAGGUCCUUUGAGUUAAAUUUGUGCUUUGAAAUAGUGCAACUUCAUGCUUAAAACCUGCAUUUCUAUUGUUCGUGCAAGUUUUAUACUCUAAUUACAGUAGGCCUACUUAUGGUUUCAAUUAAUUUACUGAACAUUCUUCAACGUUCAAAACAAUUUUAAAAAUGACAAUAAAAUGUUAAAAUAAAAAAAUAUGAUGUAGAUUAUUCCUC
Oncorhynchus tshawytscha (Chinook salmon) is the source of this 3825-nucleotide messenger RNA. RefSeq names its product discoidin domain-containing receptor 2. Gene Ontology annotation, biological process: multicellular organism development; positive regulation of kinase activity; cell surface receptor protein tyrosine kinase signaling pathway. Gene Ontology annotation, molecular function: collagen binding; protein tyrosine kinase collagen receptor activity; ATP binding. NCBI's taxonomy places the organism in Eukaryota, Metazoa, Chordata, Actinopteri, Salmoniformes, Salmonidae. The coding region runs from base 293 to 2920 and encodes 875 amino acids. The record is from RefSeq and is a predicted model, not a curated record. Gene Ontology annotation, cellular component: membrane; signaling receptor complex. The transcript has 17 exons.